Messenger RNA from Geosmithia morbida, 2661 nucleotides. RefSeq names its product beta-galactosidase. The coding region runs from base 1 to 2661 and encodes 886 amino acids. Gene Ontology annotation, biological process: carbohydrate metabolic process. The transcript has a single exon. The record is from RefSeq and is a predicted model, not a curated record. Lineage: Eukaryota; Fungi; Ascomycota; Sordariomycetes; Hypocreales; Bionectriaceae. Gene Ontology annotation, molecular function: hydrolase activity, hydrolyzing O-glycosyl compounds.
AUGUUGUCCCUGGCCCUGUUCCUGGCAAGGGCCGUUGACGCCCUUGCCAUUGACACACCCUCUCUAUCCGCUGCUGUUCGCCAACGAACAAGCCUCAACUCAGGUUGGCGCUUCUUCAGAACCGAGAACAACACCGACAACAUUGUCUAUCAAAACCGUGCAUACCUCGAGAACCGCCUAAAUGUGGAAAUUCUCAAGCCGUGGAUCCUUCCCUCGGGAAACGACUUUAUCAAGGACGCCGCAGACCGGCACCAACGGCCUAGCAAGGAACCCGCCACCAAGCUGCCCUACAUCAAUACCGACUUCGACGACGGUGACUGGGAAGAUGUCACUCUCCCACAUGACUGGGCCAUCAAAGGUCCCUACGACCAGAGCGUCGACGGCGGAAUGGGCCAUCUUCCCAGCCACGGGGUGGGCUGGUACCGUCGCACUUUUGAACUGACGGCUCAGGAUGUGCAGGAUAGGCAGAUCUACCUCGAAGUCGGGGGCGCCAUGUCGUACGCCAUGGUGUGGGUCAACGGGAAGAUUGUCGGUGGGUGGCCCUACGGGUACAACUCGUUCCAGCUGGACCUGACCGACUACGUUGACGAGGGAAAGGACAACCAGCUGGCCAUCCGGGUCGAUAACCCUAGGGAAUCAUCACGGUGGUACCCCGGUGGGGGUAUCUAUCGCGACAUCUGGCUGAACAAGGUGUCCAGGACACACGUGGGCCAGUGGGGCACGUUCAUCACGACGAAGAAGGUUUCCAACCAGUCGGCCAUCCUCGACCUCUCUGUUGAAGUGCAGAACAAUCUCGACGUCAAGACAAAGGUCAACGUCUCCACGUCAGUCUACUACCUCGAUGGAUCGCGCAUUAGGGACAAGGUAGCCGAGUUCCCCAGCCGGUGGAUCGAAGUCGGCGCGGGCAAAAAGGAUUCUCUCAUAGUCUCCGCCAAAGUCGCUAGCCCAAAACUCUGGGGCCCGCCUCCUGCACAGAAGCCGAACCUCUACGUCGCAGUCACUAAACUAUACAGCGCAAAGGGUGAGGAGCUGGACAGCUACGAAACCGAGUUUGGCAUCCGCACCGUCGACUUCACCGAGGACAAUGGCCUUGUCGUUAACAGCGAGCGAGUCCAGAUCCAGGGUGUCAACCAGCACCACGACCUCGGUGCCCUGGGCGCUGCCUUCAACGUAAGGGCUGCGGAACGUCAACUUGAGGUCCUCCGCAGCUUCGGUGUGAACGCAAUCCGCAUGUCGCACAACCCCCCUGCCACGGAGCUUCUCCAACUGACGGAUCGCAUGGGAUUUCUUGUCAUGGACGAGGUGUUUGACGUCUGGGCCGAGAAGAAGGUCGACUAUGACUUCCAUGUCAUAUUUGACGAUUGGAGUGAGGCCGACCUGCGCUCCAUGCUUCGCCGUGAUCGUAACCACGCGUCCGUCAUCGUGUGGAGCUUCGGCAACGAGAUCCAGGAGCAAGAUGAUGGUGAGGAUGGCGCCGCCAUCGGUUACCGACUGCGCGACAUUGUUCGGCAAGAGGACAAGACGCGCCCGACCACGUCGUCUAUGAACUGGGCCCAGCCACAUAACGUGGGCGCUCCCUUCAUCGACACCGUUGACGUCAUCAGCCUCAACUAUCAGGGUGGAGGUAUCCGAUAUGGGCCCAACUACCAGGGCCUGAAGGGCACUCGCACCCCGCCCAUGUACCUGGAGUUCCAUGAGUCGUACCCGGAAAAGUCCAUCCUGUCCACUGAGUCCACGGCGACCGUGAGCUCCCGUGGCAUCUACCUGUUCCCCGUGGUAGACGACUGGGGCGCCCCCGUCAACGACUCGUCCGGCGGGGACGAGACGCUGGCUCAGGUGAGCGCGUACGAGCUUUACACGGCUGAUUUCAGCGUUUCGGCUGAAAGGGUGUUUGAGUCACUGGACCGCAACCCCUAUGCCGCUGGCGAGUUCGUCUGGACCGGCUGGGACUACCUGGGUGAGCCUACGCCGUACGACGAGUCGCGCUCCUCAUACUUUGGCAUCGUUGACCUCGCCGGCUUCAGGAAGGACAGAUAUUACCUGUACCAGGCGCGAUGGAGACCGGACCACCCCAUGGCGCACAUCCUGCCUCACUGGAACUGGCCAGACCGAAAGGGAAAGGUGACACCCGUGCAUGUCUUUACGUCUGGUGACUCGGCCGAGUUGUUUCUCAAUGGAAAGUCGCUGGGGAAGAAGCAGAGGGGCCAGUAUGAGUAUAGGCUCCGCUGGGAUGAGGUCGAGUACACCCCCGGCAAGCUGCACGUCAUCGCAUACAAGAAUGGGAAGAAGUGGGCUGAGGACAGCGUCCAGACGACGGGGAAAGCGGAGAGCCUGCGUCUGACGGCUGACAGGGACGAGAUCAAGGCUGACGGGUAUGAUCUGAGCUUCGUCACCGUUGAGGUGGUGGACGGCGAGGGGAAUGUGGUGCCCGAGGCAGCUGAUACUCUUAACUUCUCGAUCGAGGGCGACGCAGCUGAGAUUGCGGCUACGGACAAUGGGGAUCAGCAUGACUUUGUACCAUUCCAGUCAACUGAGCGCAAGGCUUUUAGCGGAUCGGCACUGGUUAUUGUGAGGUCCAAGGCGGGUGAGAAGGGUGAGGUGAAGAUUACCGCGAAGGCUGAUGGUUUGGAAAGUGCAGUGGUGACGGUGAAGACGGAAUGA